Messenger RNA from Acanthosepion pharaonis, 717 nucleotides. Lineage: Eukaryota; Metazoa; Mollusca; Cephalopoda; Sepiida; Sepiidae. The record is from the annotation of a GenBank genome assembly.
AUGCCAAGUGUUUUGUUAGUCCUUUUUUCCCGUCCGCUUAUAAUUAGUCCUUUCUUCUAUCUUUGCAUAGUUAGUCCUUUCUUCUCUCUUUGUAUAGUUAUUCUUUUCUUCCGUCUUCUGAUAAUUAGUCCUUUCUUCCGUCUUCUUAUAAUUAGUCCUUUCUUCUUUGUACCUUCUUUCUUUCUUUCUUUCUUUCUUUCUUCUAUUUCACUGAAGCAGACGAUAAGUACCCGAGAGCUUUUCUUUCUUUCUUUCUUUCUUUCUUUCUUUCUUUCUUUCUUUCUUUCUUUCUUUCUUUCUUUCUUCUAUUUUACUGAAGCAGACGAUAAGUACCCGAGAACUUCUGUUUUUCUUGAUUUUUCUUUUUCGUUCUUUCUUUCUUUCUUUCUUUCUUUCUUUCUUUCUUUCUUUCUUUCUUUCUUUCUUUCUUCUAUUUCAUUGAAGCAGACGAUAAAAGCAGACGAUAAGUACGCGAUAGCUUCUUUUUCUUUCUUUCUUUCUUUCUUUCUUUCUUUUUCGUUCUGUCUUUCUUUCUUUCUUUCUUUCUAUGCAAUUUCUCUUUCUUUCGAUUUUUCUUUCUUAUACUUCUUUUUUAUUCAUCAUUCUUUCUUUCUUCCUUUCUUUUCUUUUUUCUCUUUUCUUUUUUCUUUGAAUUUCUCUUUCUUUCGGGGUUUUCUUUCUUAUACCGUAUAUGCUCGCGUAUCAUGCGACUUCUGA